UGUCAGUCCCUAUGAGUAUGAAGGAGGUGGACGGCUACAUUGAGAAGCAGGUGGCCUACCUGUCAGGGGGGCGUGGUGAGGACUCCAGCGUGAUCAUCACCCUCCCAGAAUACUCUGCUUUCAGCGACAUUCCAGAGGAAUCUUUAGCCAAAGUCUUAACAUACCUCACCCUCAUACCUCGAGCAAGACAGCCAGGUGUAAAAUUCAUCAUCAUUUUAGACAGAAGACUGGAUACAUGGACCUCUAUCAAAACAGCACUUGCCAGAAUUGCGGCCUCCUUCCCUGGAAAUCUCCACCUGGUGCUGGUGCUGAGACCCACCAGCUUCUUCCAGCGCACCGUCACAGACCUGUGCUUCCGCUUCAGCCAGGAGGACUUCAUGCUCCAGAUGCCAGUGGUGAUGCUGAGCUCUGUGACAGACCUACUAAGAUACAUUGAUGAGAACCAACUGACCUCAGAGUUUGGUGGAACCCUGGACUACUGCCACAGUGACUGGAUCGUCCUAAGAACAGCCAUAGAGAGCUUUGCGAUGACAGUUAAGGACAUAGCUCAGAUGCUGCAGGCGUUUGGCACAGAGCUGGCUGAGACAGAGCUGCCAGAUGAGGGCACCGCCAUUGUGCGCCUCCUCUCAACCCACACUGACAAGUACAGGAAACUCAAGGAUGCGAUAUGGUCAGUAUCAAAGGAGGGUCGUCACCUGCUGGCUAGCCUGGAGGCCUCGGGGAGAGAGGAGGAUUCACUUUGGGAUGUCAGGCUGGACUGGGAGACCGUGCAGAGGUUACUAGCCCAGCUGAGGAGCAUGGAGUCAGCCUUUGACGGCUUCUUUGAGAAGCAUCAUCUAAAACUGAAACAGUACUUACAGCUGCUCAGAUAUGAACACAGCUUCCAGGAGAUGGAGUUGUCUCUGGAGCGCCUGGCGUCCCAGGAGAGAGAGGUGUCGUUGUCAGGGGAGACGCUGACUCAGACAGAACAGACACUCAGAGACCUGGACAACCUGGAGGCUCACGCACAGGAGGAGAUGGGCCGUGCCCAGAUCAUCAUCCUCCAUGGACACCAGCUGGCAGCCAGUCACCACUAUGCCAUGGCCCUGAUUGUGCAGCGUUGCAACGAGCUACGCCACCGCUGUGACACGCUCAGUAAUGCUCUGAGGGUGAAACACACACACCUCUCCCAGGCCCACCGGCUGCUACUACGCCUCGGCCAGGCCCAGAGUUGGUGUGAUGACGGGGCCUACCUGUUGGCCCAGCAGCUGGUGGGUAAGUUCCAGUCUAAGGAGGGGGCCCAGGCUGCUCUGAAGGACAUAGACAUAUUCCUGGAGGGGGCUCCGUCUCUCCUCAGCUCAGGACAUGACCUCCUGGCCAUGGAGUUUGAGUCUGUCCUUACCCCGGAGAUGCAGGUCCAACAUCAACCAGUGUCUCUCAUUCACAAACAGCCUUAUGAUUUAAAGAGAAACACCCUCUGUAAUGCUUCUCAUGACCCAUCUGUGUAUAAUCCAUCCUCAGUGCUUUCCAUCACCCCACACUCCAUGCAGGUUUUGGCUCCAUGUAAAUGUCCUAAGCUCCCCACCCUCUUCUCUCAUCCCCCACAGGUCCAGAUAGGGAAGACAUUUGACAAGCACACAGCAGUGCAGGAGAUGAUCCACAACAGGCAGGUCUGUCUGAGGAAGCUGGCUGAUAAACACGUCCGUCCCGUCCAACUAGUAGCCCCCCGGCUGGAGAGCCCACCCCGCUCCAAGUCCCCACUCUUCUCCCCCAAACAUGGUGUCGACAGUUUGAAGUUCACCUUCGAUCUGUCACUCCCUGGGAAGAGGACAUCACGGAAAAGCCCCGCCUCCAGAAAGAUCGAGGUGAUGCAUGACUACCAGGAGAAUAGGAUCUCCCUGCUCUCCAGCCUGGAGGGCGAGGACAGCCCAGACCUUCUCAAACGUCACGUGAUGAGGGAGCUUAUUGAGACAGAGCGAGUCUACGUGGAGGAGCUGCUGUCAGUGUUGCUGGGCUACAGGGCAGAGAUGGAGAACCCAGCCCUCACAGGGCUCUUGCCCCCCAUCCUGCGCAGUAAGAGGGACGUCCUGUUUGGCAACAUGCCGGAGAUCUACAACUUCCACAGCAGGGUGUUCCUCCAUGACCUGGAGGGCUGCCUGGAGACCCCAGAGGGAGUAGGGGCCUGCUUUCUGGAGCGGAAGGAGAAUUUCCAGGUGUAUGAGUGCUACUGUCAGAAUAAGCCUCGCUCAGAGUCCCUAUGGAGGCAGUACUCAGACUGUGCCUUUUUCCAGGAGUGUCAGAAGAAGCUGGACCACAAACUGGGUCUGGACUCUUACCUGCUGAAACCAGUGCAACGCCUUACCAAGUACCAGCUACUACUGAAGGAGCUACUGAAGUACAGUGCAGGAGGCUGUGAAGGGACCUCCGAGUUACAGGGGGCGCUAGCAGCCAUGCUGGACCUCCUCAAGUCAGUCAAUGACUCCAUGCAUCAGAUAGCCAUCACAGGCUACCAGGGAGAGUUGUGUGACCUGGGCCGGGUGCUGAUGCAGGGCUCCUUCAGUGUGUGGAUCAGCCAUAAGAAAGGCCCCACCCGUAUGAAGGAGCUGGCCCGCUUCAAGCCCAUGCAGAGACACCUGUUCCUGUAUGAGAGAGCCCUGCUUUUCUGCAAGCGCAGGGAGGAGCAUGGAGAGGGAGCAGACAAGACCCCCUCCUACAGCUUCAAGCACUGUCUCAAGAUGAGUGCGGUGGGGAUUACAGAGAACGUCAAGGGAGAUGUGAAGAAGUUUGAGAUCUGGUACAGUGGCAGGGAGGAGGUGUACGUCAUUCUGGCUCUCACAGUUGAGGUUAAGAUAGCUUGGCUCAAUGAGCUGCGGAGAAUCCUCACCAACCAGCAGAAACUCCUCAAAGAUGAGCAUUGUGUCAACAACCAGAUGCCAGACCACAUCCAACGGUCUCCGCCCAUGUCUGAGAGCAAACAGCAGAGGGCGUCGUUCAGCUCAGAGGACACAGAGUCAGGGAGGAGCAGUCCAGACCCCCAGUCCCACUCCCCAAAUCACCAGGGCAACCGACACAGCUGGCCCGGUGCGCCUCAUUCAGUAGACAUCUGUGAGGGUCUGGAGGAGUGGGGUGGAGGUCAGGACCCCUCUCACCCGUCAGACACCGAGGAGGAAGACACUGCUCAGCUGGCUCCAGGCAGCUAUAAGGCGUUGGCUGAAUGUCCACGAUACGGCCCAGAUGACCUCGCCAUCAAGAGCAGUGAUGUCAUCCAGCUACAGCACGAGGACAGCGAAGGCCACUGGUUGGUGAAGAACCUGAGUCGCAGGCAGAAGGGUCUCAUCCCAGUCCCCAACCUGCACGUGAUUCUGGGACACAGCAGUAGAGGACAGUCCACCAGACUAGGAGAUCCAGGGAAUCUGAAGGCCAGAAAGCUCAGCUCCCCUUAGAGGACAAAUGCUGCCUUCAAGUGCUUGUGGGAACUGGGAAACUUUACAGUAUGAAGUCGUAGCUCCGACACGAUUGUUCAAGUGCUUUUGAAGUUGGAACAAUUCUUCAACCAAUGGCAAGCUAGAUGAUCUAGCUAAUGAUCAAGUUAGCUAGCUUGAUUACAGUUGACAAUAUGGUAAAACUAGCUACAUUAUACACAUUGAUAAGUUUGACAAUGUAAAAAAUGAAUUUGCUUUAACAUCUUUUGGUUGAAAAGGUGAAAGGUCAGUGAUGAAAAGUCACAACUUCUAAACUCUGGUAUCAAACCCUAUCUCUGACUUUCCCACUUGGAAUUCCGACUUAGGAGGGUCAUUCAAGUGGUUAUUUCCCAGUCGAGUAUUUCCCACUUCAGAUGAGCAUUUGAAGGCAGCAAUAGCACAACUUUUGUGGGACCUUUGCACAGAUUGACAGUCUGACCAGACAGACUGUUAUCCAUUAGACACUAUGAGGUCAUGACUGAUGGAAUAUCUUAAAAUCUGCUUCCUCAAAGUGCUCUCAUUGACCAUGAUGAGAGACAACUAGCCAAUUGAAGAAGGACACAGGAGCUUUAAUUUUGGAUUAUUGAUUGACAUUUUUCUGGGCCAAUAACAUGAAGACCUGCUUUUGCCCACCGUGAUGGACAGUGGACAAACUUAAUGAAUGUUACCUUAACUUUGGACAGCACAGGGCUCCACCAGCACAAAUGCACAAGGUUUGAUGAAGGACAAGGGACAUGUGAAAAGGUUUGGCACUUAAAGUUCAUUCCCCCACUUCCAAUGGCCUUUUCUGUUGGGUUGCUGUAGGUGGAUUGGGACUGUUAUACAUCCAUUGACUCUACCUCUCGACUGACGGAUUCUUAACCAUUAUUGCUAAUCAGUGGGAAUGCUGUUGGUGGGUGUUGGUGUUCAUGCGUGUUUUUAUGGAUCAUAAUAAUCCAGGUUUCACCUGAAACAAAGAUACUUUUGUACAGUUUUACAUUGACAUUUUAGUCAUUUAGCAGACACUCUUAUCCAGAGCGACUUACGGUAGUGAGUGCAUACAUUUUCAUACUUUUUUCAUACUGAUGUGUAUACUUGAAUGUCGGCCUAUUGUUAUUUUACAUGUUCAUUUUGUCUACAUGCUCAUGUUGUUUAGGUAUCUAACCUGUCUUGUUCUUUAAGGCACCCUUCUCUUACGCUCUCCAAGAGUUGAAAUGCCGAAACGUGCCGUGCCAUAAUGCCUUUAUAUUCCUGCUAUUUUGGAAUCAGUUUCCUCUUCGAUAAAUGUUUGCUCAGCAACAACAAACAGUCUUGCUUUUACCUCACCUCAGACCUAUACUCAACUGGCACUUUAUUGAGGUGGAAGGUCUACAAGAGAAAUGCAAGCUGAAAGAAAACAGAAAGCUUUACUCUAUUUUCAAAGGCUCUAUAGAAAUGGAGCUAUCCGUGAACGCAAUACCUGCUUCAUAUUUUCCUGCUUCAUACCUAUGAUUAAUUUCCCAUUUUAUUUCCUAAACUCAUUGUAUGUCAGUUGAGAUUAGACCGCUGUUAAGAUGUUACAGAGAUGAUGGUGAAUGAAAGAAGUGUAUUAAUCAGGUCUUAAGAUGUCUUUAGAGGAGCUGCUACCAGCAUGGAGCCAGCAUAGAGUGCUGUAAUUCUCCCCAUAAUUUCACGCUCUCUGUCUCCCUCAACCAGAGAGAGAGAGAGAGAGAG
Molecule: messenger RNA, 5132 nt
Organism: Coregonus clupeaformis (lake whitefish)
Lineage: Eukaryota; Metazoa; Chordata; Actinopteri; Salmoniformes; Salmonidae
Product: proto-oncogene DBL-like
Exons: 29
Coding region: 12-3422 (1136 amino acids)
Biological process (GO): dendrite development; intracellular signal transduction
Cellular component (GO): cytoplasm
Molecular function (GO): protein binding; guanyl-nucleotide exchange factor activity
Source: RefSeq, a predicted model, not a curated record